Eremomyces bilateralis CBS 781.70 is the source of this 5261-nucleotide messenger RNA. RefSeq names its product putative ABC transporter. Gene Ontology annotation, biological process: transmembrane transport; lipid transport. The transcript has 2 exons. The coding region runs from base 275 to 5221 and encodes 1648 amino acids. Gene Ontology annotation, molecular function: ATP binding; ABC-type transporter activity; lipid carrier activity. The record is from RefSeq and is a predicted model, not a curated record. Gene Ontology annotation, cellular component: membrane; intracellular membrane-bounded organelle. Lineage: Eukaryota; Fungi; Ascomycota; Dothideomycetes; Eremomycetales; Eremomycetaceae.
CUUGCCGAUUUCCACGCGUUUUUUCUAACCAAUAUUGGAAUUUAGAGUACUGUCGCUGAGUCAAGAUCCUUACUUCGAAUUCGUUGCCAAUUCUACCUGGACCUUCAGUUCUGUGUUGUGUUAUCAUUCUCGUUCGUAUCCACGUCAUCUGGCGUAGAUUCCGCUUACAAGCCGAAGAAUGGGUUUCAGAAUUCAAUAGUACUUGUCUCGUCAAUUAUAGAUAUGUCUAUGAAUAUCUCUCUUUAUUUUCUUUAAUCGCUCGGUCCAGUCCAAAAUGGCGUUCCUACGCCAGCUCCUCACCCUCGUUCGGAAGGACCUCCUUCUUGGUGUCAAUCGACGCAGUCUUCACACGACCAUUUUACGUGCGUUCCUUGCGCCGCUGAUCUUCUCGUUCUUCAUCACGUUCGUCAUCCGUGCCUUCUGGCCUCAACAAACAUAUGGAAUUGGCAGUCCCCGGCCCAUUCGCUCGCUCGCCGAUGCCAUGACCAUUGCGGUACCGGAACGGCCCACUUUGAUGUUUGUCAACGAGGUUUCCCCGGACGGUGAUAUUGACCGAGUCAUCAAUGAAGUGGCUGGCCCAGUCCGCGAACGCGGCCACCGCGUCGUGCUGACGCGCGAUGGGAAUGAGCUGCUGAAUAGUUGCCGCAGUACCCUUCGUGGUGUGACGAAAUGCUACGGUGCCGCAGUCUUUCAUUCCUCACCAACUGAGGGUCCCGAUGGAAGAUGGAACUACACAUUGCGAUUUGACGGCGAAUUUGGUCGUUCAAUUGAUGUGAGCAGGGAUGACAACGCCGCUCAAGUGUUUCAUCUUCCUUUGCAGCAUGCGAUUGAUUCGGCUAUCGCUGGCAUAGAUGCGAACGCUGCGGAACUCCCGAAUAACGCCCAACAACUCCUGUUCACAUCGCUUACCCCAGAGGAGUAUCGUAACUUGAUCACUAAGAAGCUACUCGAGGCCGUUACGAACUUUCUUGGAGCGGUUUGGUAUCUUGCAUUUAUCGGCGUCUGCUACCACCUUGUUGGGACCAUGUCAAAGGAACGUGAAAUGGGCAUGGCCGAUCUCCUGGAGUCCAUGAUGCCGAACAUUCGACGUUGGGAACCGCAGGUUGCGCGACUGGUGGCUCGCCAUCUUGCCUUCGAUAUCAUGUACGCACCCAGCUGGAUCGUCAUUGGAAUCGUCAUGAAGACCGGUCUUUUUCGCAACACGUCUGCGGGCAUUGUCAUCAUUUUCUCCAUCAUUGCCGGACUGUCCCUCGUCUCGUGGAGCAUCCUUGGUGCGGCUUUCUUCAAGAGAGCCCAAUUGAGUGGCAUCACGACCGUCAUCUUAACGUUGGUAUUGGCCGUCGCCGGACAAGUCACGUCGAAGUAUAUGAGUGUCGCAGCUGUUGGUGUUUUAUCAGCGCUCUUCUCCCCUAUCGCGUUUACGCUCGCAAUGAUCAACAUGGCUCGAUUCGACCACGCCAACAGAGGGACAAACCUCACGGAAGGCGCCCCAGACGCACACUGGGACUUCCCAUCGAUCGCGUUCUGGGUUUUCUUGAUCGUCCAGACAUUUGCAUAUAUCGUUUUGGCCGCAUUUGUCGAACGAGCUCUCUAUGGGAGUGCAGCGACUCGCAAGGGUCGUAACGUCAAUUGGCGCCCUACUCAACCGAGUAGCGAUGCUGGCGCACAAGUGAAUGUCCCUGUGCGGCUCGAGAAUUUCAGCAAGAUUUACCAAUCCCCUUGGUGGGCUCGGACGCUAAUGCCGUUCCUUGGACUCAAAUCCUCCCCAGUCACGGCGGUGAAGAAUCUGUCAUUGUCUGCCCUGAAAGGCCAAAUUCUUGUCCUCGUCGGUGCAAAUGGAUGCGGGAAAUCCACCACCCUCAAUUCCAUUGCCGGACUAUUAUCGCUAACAUCAGGCUCCAUUACUCUGGACGGCACGGGUGGAAUCGGACUUUGUCCGCAAAAGAAUGUCCUCUGGAACGGAUUGACUGUCGAACAGCAUGCUCGAAUAUUCGUCGGCCUGAAGAGGUCUGGGAAAAUGGAUCGUAAGCAGGAAAUCCAAGAACUGAUUGACAGUUGUGGCCUGAGCGACAAACGUAAGGCCAUGGUACGGACUCUGAGCGGUGGUCAGAAGAGAAAGUUGCAGUUAAUUUGCAUGCUCGCUGGCGGAUCCCAGGUCUGCUGUGUCGACGAAGUCUCCGGGGGACUCGAUCCGUUAUCCCGGCGGAAAGUCUGGGAGAUCCUCCUGAAAGAGCGGGGCCAGCGAACUACUAUCUUGACAACACAUUUCUUGGAUGAAGCUGAAUUUCUCGCCGAUCACAUGGUCGUCAUGGGAGAGGGCAGGCUGAAAGGAGCGGGUAGUACUGGUGACUUGAAGAGGAGGGUAGGAGGUGGUUACAGAGUCCAUGUCCUCCCUAUGGCAACAUAUGAAGAUGAGAAAGGGAUGCAUGUCACUGAAAAGUACGACCACGAUGAGACGCAUUUCGUGUCUAGUACCGCCGAAGCCGUCAGCAAAAUGAAGGAACUAGAAGCGGAAGGGAAGCGAAACGUUCAAAUCACCGGACCUACGAUGGAGGAUGUUUUCCUAAGAUUGGCCGGAGAAGAGAUUGACUCCUCCUCUGAACACGAGCUAGAGCACGAGGCGGAGUUGAGUAUAAUGGGUACUCCCUCUACUGGGACGCCGAAAGAGACGCCGAGCAAAGUGGCUCAGGAUCUCAUGAGAGCAAGAACUCGAGAGUCGCAAGCCGGCCAAGCCGACCUCUUGACAGGCACCCGAAUCGGCACGCUAAAGCAGAUGCGCAUCCUCUUCCUCAAACGCUGGACUGUUUUCAAGCGGAAUUACGUACCGCACUUGGCUGCGUUUGCCCUCCCAAUCAUUGCUGCUGGCUUCAUGUUGCUGCUCCUUCGAGACCUGCACAACCCCGGGUGCGAUCCCGUCAGCCAGGUCAACGACGCGGACAUUGAAACUCUCUCAGAUUCCAUACGUCCUCAGAUUCUGUUUGGUCCGGCGUCGGCGUUGAGAGGGAACAGCAUCUCACUAAUCCAGGGGAUUCUACCCAGUCAGACUCUCGGCUCAGGCGACACGGCCAUCAACGCAAACAACCAGAGCAGCCUCAUGAGCGCCGUCCACCUUGUCCCGACAGUCGAUGAGUUUUACACUUUCGUUGAUAUAAACCAGAGCACCAUCAUCCCGGGCGGCAUAUUCCUCGGCGACUUGACAACUCCUCCUACCCUCGCUAUUCGCUCAAACAUGGGUGUCCUCGCAGUAUACAGCGCUGUGUUCCUACACAACGCUUUGAAUGUCCUCCUCUCGAACGUCACCAUCUCCACUCAAUUUGCCGUUUUCGAUCUUCCUUGGCCCGCAGAUACCGGCAAUGCACUGCAAUUUGUCUUUUACUUCGGACUGGUCAUGGCUGCAUACCCGGCUCUCUUUGCUCUAUACCCGAAUAUCGAGCGCACGAGGAACGUCCGAGCGUUGGAAUAUAGCAAUGGCGUGCGACCGCUGCCGCUAUGGGGCGCUUAUCUUGCUUUUGAUUCCUUUGUAAACUUGGUCGUGGCAGGUAUUGCUACAGCCAUCCUUACUGCAGGGGCCUCCGACGCGUGGUGGCAGGCCGCGUAUUUAUUUCUUGUCUUCUUCCUAUACGGCAUUGCGAGCACACUAUUAGCCUAUUUUAUCUCCCAGUUUUCCAAGUCGCAGUUGUCGGCCUUUGCCUUUGCUGCUGGUUCUCAAGCAGUAAUGUUGUUGCUUUACCUAACAGCAUAUUUUAUCAUUACCUCCAACGCAUCGGGGUAUACGGCUGAUUCAAGCAUCCUAAUUACACACUUCACCUUUGGCCUUAUCACCCCAGUUGGUCAGCUGGCCCGUGCUCUUCUGGUGAGCUUAAAUGUAUUCAGCAUUUUAUGCAGUGGCUCUCCGCCAGUGAAGGCAGAGUAUGGAGGAGGAAUCUUGCACUACGGUGGACCCAUUCUCUAUCUUAUCGGACAAAGCCUCGUCCUCUUCCUUCUCCUAGUAUGGUCUGACUCGGGAUUUACUCUCGGCUUCCUUGAACGUAAAUGGCCAUUCAAACGAUCGGACCGAUCCAGACACGGAACAUCAGACCUUGAAGACAGGACCACGGAGGAACCCGAAGUCAUCGCAGAGGCCGCGAGGGUCCCUGUUUCCGACGAUGGGCUCAAAGCCCUUGGCCUCUCAAAGACCUACAGCGGAGUCGCAUUCGGCAAGCUUGUCGCCGUCACCAACGUUACCUUCGGCGUGCGCGAGGACGAAGUCUUCGCCCUCGUUGGUCCGAACGGCGCAGGCAAGAGCACGACAAUCUCCAUGCUCCGAGGCGAAGUCAAGCCAAAUUCCGGCUCCGGCGACGUCCUCGUUGAUGGAGUCAGCGUGCUCUCUGAUAGGCAGGUAGCGCGAGCUAACCUCGGCGUCUGCCCACAAUUUGACGCAUUGGACAAGAUGACAGUGCUCGAGCAUUUACGGUUCUUCGCCGCGAUCCGUGGCGUCAGCGACGUCGACCGCAACGUCGAGGGAGUCAUUCAUUCGGUGGGAUUGACGCCGUUUAGAGAUAGGUUGGCGCACAAGCUCUCGGGCGGCAAUAAGCGGAAGCUGAGCUUGGGGAUCGCACUGAUCGGCAACCCAGCCGUCGUGCUCCUUGACGAACCCAGCAGCGGCAUGGAUCCUCUUGCGAAACGGUCCAUGUGGCGGACGCUCGGAAGGGUCGCGAACGGGCGUGCCAUCCUCCUAACCACCCAUUCCAUGGAGGAAGCGGAUGCACUGAGCAAUCGCGUGGGCGUGUUGGCAAAGCGAUUGCUGGACAUCGGUGACACGGAGCAUCUGCGCAGAAAAUACGGACACGGAUUCCACGUGCAGCUGUGCUUGAAAAGUGCGCCACAUAGCAGCGAGGAGGAGAUGGAGAGUGUGGAAAAGUGGGUGAAGGAGAGGUUUGGAGAGAGUGUGGAGCGGGAGGGGAGGCAUUGGCAGGGGCUGAUGCGGUUCCAUGUCCCCUCCAGAGCGGUACAUUUGGGGCUUGAAGGAAAUAAGGAUGAACAGAACAAGCCAGAAGAGGGUGCCUCAGUCUCGAAGCUGUUUGUCGAGCUAGAAGAACAUAAGGAGACUCUGGGGCUGGAAUUCUACUCGGUCAGUCCGACGACGUUCGACGAGAUUUUCUUGAAGGUUGUCGCGAAGCAUCAUGUUGGAGAGGAGGAUUCCAUUGAAAAGACGAGUAGAUGGAGGAAGUUCUUGUGUUGAUAGCUGUAUAAUAGAAAUAUAUACCUAUGCAUGAUCUUGG